CCUAAAUGCUUAUUUUUGUGCUUAUAAAAUGACAGUUCCAGCUCUUAGAAAGUAUGUGAUACUUUUUGGAAAGAUUGUAAAACUUGAAGAUUUUAUGGAAAAAGAAGGAAGAUGGUUAUCAGAUGAUAUUCAGAAUGAUGAAAGCAACAUACCUGAAAGCUGUGUUGCUAUUUAUUAUAAACUUGAUAUAGAAAACAAGACGAUCAAAGAACGAUUGUUCAUGACAACCUUUAAUGCGAAAUACAUAAAGGCAUUCAAAGAAAUCAGUGUAAACUGGAUUGAAGAAUAUUUUGUAAUAGAAGAAAAGGACUUGCAACAAUUGAAUAAACCUGAAGAAACCAUUAUUGAGAACGGUGGAGAGAUAUUCAGUUUAAUUAACAAAGAAGGAGUGGUAGUUGGUGUCUCUUCCAUGAUAAUAGAGAGUGAUGGCACUGUUGAACUUGGAAAGAUGGGUGUGAAAAAGGCAUAUCAGGGUAAAGGAUAUGCUCAUCCACUUAUAUAUGAAGCUAUUUCAUGGGCCAAACGAUCUGAUAAAAAGUUUCCCUAUGUUAAGCUUUGUACAUCUAGUAAAUUAAUACCUGCUAUUAAUUUGUAUAAAAAAUACGGUUUUGAAAAUAUGCCUAUAAAAGGUCCUCGGGAAUUUGCUAGAGGUGAUGUGAUGAUGAAAUUAAAGCUUUAACAUUCAAUUCUUAGCUGUUGCUAUUAAAGAAUAUCUUGUCUCUAAAACAAUGCAUUCCAAUAAAUUUAUUAGAUUUAUAAUAAUAAUAAUACUAAUUAAAUAAAUAAUACACUGUACUGCUGUG
Molecule: messenger RNA, 803 nt
Organism: Cokeromyces recurvatus
Lineage: Eukaryota; Fungi; Mucoromycota; Mucoromycetes; Mucorales; Mucoraceae
Product: acyl-CoA N-acyltransferase
Exons: 1
Coding region: 29-679 (216 amino acids)
Molecular function (GO): acyltransferase activity, transferring groups other than amino-acyl groups
Source: RefSeq, a predicted model, not a curated record